GGAGGUUGUUUUAAACGCCGGAGCCCCGCAGCCAAUCAGGCCGCUCUCGUAGGCAGCCAACGCGAGGCUGAGCCGCGCCGAGCCCGCGCCGUGCCCUGCGCUCCGCUCCCGCACACUGCCGCGAACAAUACAGAGUCAGGAUGGCUAAAGGUGACCCGAAGAAGCCCAAGGGCAAGAUGUCUGCCUAUGCCUUCUUUGUGCAGACGUGCCGUGAGGAGCACAAGAAGAAGAACCCAGAGGUUCCCGUCAACUUUGCAGAGUUCUCUAAGAAGUGCUCGGAGAGGUGGAAGACUAUGUCAAGCAAGGAGAAGGCUAAAUUUGAUGAAAUGGCAAAGGCUGAUAAGGUACGAUAUGAUAGAGAAAUGAAGGACUAUGGCCCAGCUAAGGGUGGCAAGAAGAAGAAGGACCCCAACGCCCCAAAGCGACCACCGUCUGGCUUCUUCCUGUUCUGCUCAGAGUUCCGCCCCAAGAUCAAGUCCACAAACCCUGGUAUAUCCAUUGGGGACGUAGCAAAGAAGCUUGGUGAGAUGUGGAACAACCUCAGCGAUGGUGAAAAGCAGCCUUAUAACAAUAAGGCUGCUAAGCUGAAGGAGAAGUACGAGAAGGAUGUUGCAGACUACAAGUCUAAAGGAAAGUUUGAUGGCGCAAAGGGAGCGGCAACCAAAGCUGCUCGGAAAAAGGUAGAGGAAGAAGACGAAGAGGAGGAGGAGGAUGAAGAAGAGGAGGAUGAAGAUGAUGAUGACGAAUAAAACUGUACUAUACUUGUCUCCAUGUGAAUACCAUAGAGUAGGGGAAACACCGUAAACGCGGCACCUCUCAUUUGAGAUGGCGCCUCUUGCCCUUAUUAGGCUUAAUUAAAAGAAAAAAAGAAAUAAUUUGGAUUCCGAUCGCGUUGUAGUUUCUAAAAGUGCUCUAGAAAUUGUAACUGGUUUACAUGAAGUGGCCAUGGGUGUAAUUAACACCCUGAAACUGUAUCAAAGUUGUACAUAUUUCCAAACAUUUUUAAAAUGAAAAGGCCCUCUAGUGUUCUCCUAACUCUGUGCACUUUGCUGUUGGUGUAACAAAGCAUUUAAAAAUGUUUCAAGCAUUUUUUUAAUUUGUAAGGUGGUGUUACUAUAUGGUUAUUGGCUAGAAAAUCCUGGGUUAUAAACUGUACAUAUCUAUAGUUUGUAAAAACUAGACAGAUUCUUGUGGUACAUGCUUAGAGUUAUGAUGCCUUAGAGGAGCAGUGAUUACUGGAGAGGCCGUACGUUCCCCGGGGUGCCAUGGCCCGAAGCAUGCACUGUGAGGGUAGAUCUAUUUACACUACAGUGGGCGUCCAUUUAGCUUCAAGUUGUCUUUCUGUAUAUAGUGAAAUAGCAUUCUGCUGCCAUUCUUAGUUGUGGAAGGGGGUUCAGCUGGCAUGAGAAGUGUACGGAUUUUUUUAGUUAAGUGCGGUAGUUUUUAAACUGAAACUGUAGACAUCUCUUCAUCGUCAAACUCAGUGAAGAGCCAGUGCAGCAAACUCAAGUUCAAAAACACUCUGUACUUAAAAAUGAAUUUGCAACGUUCUGGGUUUUUUUUUGUUUUUUUGGUUUUGUUUUUUUGGUUUUUUUUUUUUUUUUUGUAUGUUUAGAAUGCUGAAAUGUUUUUGAAGCAAAAUAAACAGUAUUACAUUUUUAAAACUGUUCUUGACGACACUCGGAAUUUCUGGUUUUUAAAAAGGAUCUUGAGAGGUUCAUUUCGAAGUCUGUGGCAUCCCUCAGGGCUGGUGACUUAGGAAACAUUCUGACUCAAGGAUUAACCAUAAAAAGAUAAAUGGUGGCCAGCCAAAACUGGCUGAAUUGAAAGAGAAAAGGCUGCUCCAGCUAAUAUGCAAUGCUAACUGUUUAUGGCUGAGUGGCAUAAGAUGCUAUGCAAGUUUGAACUUUAUUACUUGAACUUGGGAGCCUAAAUGAACAUUCAUGACGUAAUUGUUUGUUUGUGUGUGUAUAUAGCAGCAUUCAAGAGAUGCAGAGAAAGGUAGGUGGCUAGGAAUGAGGCUGAUACUAUGGAAUAAGUAUAAAAGCAUAGAUUGGAUUUUUUUUUUUUAAUUAUUUUUAAUUUUUUUUUCCAGUUGUGUUGGGUAAAUUUAUAGCCCGAAUGCAUUGCUGUACAUAUUAAAAUGUGCCUUUUUUGUCCUGUGUUAAACUGUUUCAGACUUGUGGUUUUUUCUAGCAUCUUAACCCUCGGCAGGAGCGAGGCGCCUGGGCUGGCUGCUGCACUAGGAGUGUGCUGCAGGUGCUCCGCUCUGUGUCCUUCCCAUUGACACCAGGUGACCGGGUGCUGCAGGGCAGGGGCAUGGCACACCUCUUUCCCUCCGCAUGCACUGACCGCAGCACAGUGCAGACCUGAUCUUCCCAAUUCCAGCGGGCUGUCCCCCUGCCUGGGAUCGAGCUGCCGUGUGCUCAGUCCAGGUCUGGUGGCUCUGACCCUCUCCCUCAUGUCCUGGCUGUGGCUUGCAGCCCGUCUGCUUGGCCAGGAGGAGGUGGGCAUUCAGAUGUGCUCACGGUGACACCGUCAGAUGCGCGCUGCCGCAUGCUGCCCGCUUGGCAGGAGAGGAUAAGUGCUCUGUGGGUAUAUGGGUGCUGCCAGCUCUGAGCCCAACUGCAGAUGCACAAGGGCCGGGCUUGCAGGCAGGAGGAGCAAUGAUGGUGAGGAGAAGCAGCUUCAUCGCCUGACUGGGCGUGUGUCUGGCUUUCUGUGACCUCUCGAUAACUGCGGUAUUGUGGCAAAACACUGAUCUAAUGUUGAGAUAGAGUAGGACCUGAGAGCAGAAACAAGUUAGAAACUUUUAUGGAGUAUAACCGCACGUGGUGAUUUUAUUUUUUUUUUUUCUCCUUUUUUAUGGUUUAGUGUUGGUUGGAUCUUGGAAAUAUUUCUGUAAUUGCUUAAUGAUGGCAAUUCUUAAAUGUCUUUAAUGAACUACAACAAAAGAAGUGUGAAAUUGGCUCCCAUUUUAUGGGAAGUUGUGUUUUAAAAAGGCUGAAUAAAACCGUGCCUG
Molecule: messenger RNA, 3022 nt
Organism: Coturnix japonica (Japanese quail)
Lineage: Eukaryota; Metazoa; Chordata; Aves; Galliformes; Phasianidae
Gene: HMGB3
Product: high mobility group box 3
Cellular component (GO): nucleus
Molecular function (GO): DNA binding
Source: RefSeq, a predicted model, not a curated record